Molecule: messenger RNA, 3502 nt
Organism: Myxocyprinus asiaticus (Chinese sucker)
Lineage: Eukaryota; Metazoa; Chordata; Actinopteri; Cypriniformes; Catostomidae
Product: potassium voltage-gated channel subfamily V member 1-like
Exons: 3
Coding region: 219-1676 (485 amino acids)
Biological process (GO): potassium ion transmembrane transport; protein homooligomerization
Cellular component (GO): voltage-gated potassium channel complex; membrane
Molecular function (GO): protein binding; voltage-gated potassium channel activity
Source: RefSeq, a predicted model, not a curated record
UGUUGCGAACUCUCGUGAAGCUGAGAAGCGUUUAUCAUCAGCAGUUCUUUGCUGUGAAGAUUCUGGAUUUGAACCUAUUUGCAAUAUGCAUUUUAGUUUAUCCACAUCUUUUAAAGUGGGAACAGAGCAAAUCACGGAGAUGGAUCCAGCUCAGCUUCUACAAGCUCUUUCAGUGUAGACUGCCUAAAACUGAAGGGUUCCACGUUACCCUGAGCACCAUGAUCACUGAUUCAUCUAGUCCAGCAGAGCUGUACGAGGACAAUGCUUCCCUGUUGUCCUUAGACUCCAGUGUAUUUUUCAGUGAGCCUGCCCUGCCAAGCGAUGAUCCGCUGGACUUCUUCAUUAUAAAUGUCGGAGGCAGUCGCUACAUCCUCUCUCAGGAAUUGUUGGCCUCUCAUCCAGAGACUCGUCUGGGUAAGCUCGCCCUCUCAUCGCGAGAUUCUGCUUUAGAUCUGUGUGACGAUGCAGAUUUCCUCGAGAAUGAGUUCUUUUUUGACCGCAACUCACAGACGUUCCAGUAUAUAAUUAACUUUUACAAGACGGGUCACUUGCAUGUGCGAGAAGAGCUUUGUGUGAUCUCCUUUCUGCAAGAGAUUGAGUACUGGGGCAUUGAUGAGCUCCGCAUUGACAGCUGUUGCAGGGACAAGUAUUACCGCAGAAAGGAGAUGAAGGAGUCGUUGGAUAUUCGUAAGGAUACUGAAACAGUGGACGAUGAAGAAGAGGACUUUACUGGAGUCCUGUGCCAGGAUUUGCGGCAACGCUUAUGGGACGUCAUGGAGAAACCGGACUCCUCCAAGGCGGCAAAGAUGUUUGGCACACUGUCCAUGUUUUUUGUGGUGCUCUCCAUCGUAAACAUGGCUCUGAUCUCCCUUGACUUUUAUAUUCUUGAAGCACCCUUCAUCUUGGAUGCUUUUGAGUACAUCUGCAUCAUUUGGUUCACUGGUGAGCUAGUGCUCAGGUUUAUGUGUGUUAAAGAUAAGUGUAAAUUCAGCAGGAGCGUGGUGAACAUUAUUGACCUUCUGGCUAUUCUGCCCUUCUACGUAACUCUGGCCGUUGAGAGCCUGCAUGGAGGAUCUACAGAGCUGGAGAACGUUGGGCGGGUAGUUCAGGUCCUGCGACUGAUGAGGUCACUCAGGAUGCUUAAACUUGGCCGACACUCUACAGGCCUCAAGUCACUGGGCUUGACGAUAGCCCAAUGCUAUGAAGAAGUUGGCCUCCUAAUGCUUUUCCUAUCUGUUGGCAUCUCCAUCUUUGCAACUGUGGAAUACGCCAUCGAACAUGACAUACCAGAGACCACCUUCAUCAACGUGCCCAGUGCCUGGUGGUGGGCUACCACCUCCAUGACCACAGUGGGCUAUGGAGACAUCCGUCCCGAUACGGCCCUGGGAAAGGUGAUGGCUUUUAUCUGCAUCCUAUCUGGCAUUCUCAUCCUCGCACUACCUAUCGCCAUCAUCAACGAUCGCUUUUCCACUUGCUACUUCACGCUUAAAAUGAAAGAAGCGGCACUGCGGCACGGAGAGGCACUGAAGCGUUUGACGCGCAACUCGGCCUCGGAUGUGUCCAUGAUAGGGGUGAACCUGCGUGACGCCUACGCCAGAAGCGUGCUGGAGAUGCUGCGAUUGCAGGGGCGGGAGAGAGCCAGCACACGCAGCAGUGUAGGAGAUAUCUGGUGGUAGCAGUAGACCUACUUUUACAUACUACAUACUAACAGAAAGAGAGACAGAUAAAGAAUAAGUGAGUGUGUGUGAGUGAGUGAUUGAGAGAGGUCUUUUGAAAGAACACAAAACCUUUUGAGGUAAAGUGUAUAAUUUUUGUGCCACAAUCGGCAAAGAGAAUUUUAAAAUUAUGGCAGAUUUUUAACAGGUUUUCCUAAAUAUUCCGCCUAUCUUCCGUGGUCAAACAAACAGUUAGUCCCACCCGAAACCAUGUCAUUGGUUGAGUCAAACAGGUAGUCCUGCCCAAUGUGCUCAUCACUGAUUGACUCAAACAGGUAUUCCUGCCAAAAAUGCACAUCAUUGGUUAAGUCAAACAGGUAGCUCUGCCCAAAAAGCACAUCACUGGUUGAGUCAAACAGGUAGUUCCGCCCAAAACGCACAUCAUUGGUUGAGUCAAACAGGUAGUACCACCCAGUGUGCUCGCCAUUGAUUGACUCAAAUAGGUAGUCCUGCCUAAUAUGCACAUCAUUGGUUGAGUCAAACAGGUAGUUCUGCCCAAAACACACAUCAUUAGUUGAGUCAAACAGGUAGUUCUGGCCGUAAUGCACAUCAUCGGUUGAUCAAACAUGUAGUUCCGCCCAAAACACACAUCAUUGGUUGAGUCAAACAGGUUAUUCCUCCCAAAACGCACAUCAUUGGUUGAGUCAAACAGGUAGUCCCGCCCAAAACACACAUCAUUGGUUGAGUCAAACAGGUAGUUUCGCCCAAAACGCACAUCAGUGGUUGAGUCAAACAGGUAGUCUUGCCCAAAAUGCACAUAACUGGUUGACUCAAACAUGUAGUACGGCCAAAAUGCACGUCAUUGUUUAGGUCAAACUGGUAGUCCUGCCCAAAAUGCACAUCACUGGUUGACUCAAAUGGGUAGUUCCGCCCAAAAUGCACAUCAUUGGUUGACAAAAGUUGUCUCUGUACAGUAAGCUGUGAAUUAAGCACUAUCACACGACCAAGAGUUCUCUACAACUAAAUAUCAGCACUCUUUGAAUGCCACUUGUCCAAUCACAUUAGAGGACCAUGGUAUAACUGUUGUAUCAAGAAUUUUAAUAUUGUAAAAUUUAUACACAUCACCUUUAAACAUUUAUUUUUUUUGGUUUUUCUGUGUUACUUUGUGUAGCUGAUUUACUCUUCAUUUGUAAUGUAUGUUGUUUUUACCAUUCUAUAUAAAGAUAUGUAAUAAAAUCUACCUGUAUGUCUCAGUUGUUUGCUUGUUUUUCAAUAGAUUUUUCUAGAAUGCAUUUAUGCCAAAGCAACACUUUAUCCAUUUAUGUCUUCCUCGUGACUUGUUGAUCCUUUUAAAAUACCACAAGUGCCCCAAAGAUUACAAUGACCUUGUAAGAGAGGCAGGCCAAUGGACCUGCCCAAAGAUGCAUGGCUUAUUUGACACAUUGCUCAAAAAAUUACAGCUAGACUUUCAGAUCUUAAAAGCUUAGAGGAAAUCAGUCUCUCCACUGGACAGUAACAAUGAUUUGAACUGCAGGAACAAGUUGUUAUUUGACAAGAUAAGGACAUGUAUGCGUUUCAGUGAAAUCCAUUGUGAAGAGAAUAUUCAAUUGUUUCUUAAGUAUAUGUCAUUCAUAUCCAGGGGGAUCAGCUUUCAUUUAGCUUUAAAGUGUCAUUUAAUUCCAAGCUUUGUGAUUUCGGGACUGGGUGUUAUGUUGACAUGAUGGACAGUAGACAUCUUUACUCCAUUUUAAUCUCACUUACCGUAUGUCAGAAAUUCUCCUGGGACUGAGAGCACAUUUAAUUGCAAAGGAAGUAACUUCAUGUUAGUUCAUAGUGCAUUAACCAAU